UUGUCACAUACUUUAUUUAUAAUUAUUAGGCAUCAUGGGACUGGCAGAGUUAGACCUACGCGAUGUUGUGGUUAUUUUGGUUGCUUUGCCGCUGAUUUAUCGCUUGGUGGUACCAAUUUAUGUGCACUUCAUCUGGGUGAUUUUGUGGAAGAAAAAGGACUUAGUCAAGGUCUAUGGAAAAUGGGCAGUUGUCACUGGCGGUUCAAGAGGCAUUGGCAAAGGUUACUCUAUAGAAUUAGCAAAACGCGGCAUGAACAUUGUUUUGAUCAGCCAUGGGCUAGAAAAUUUGAGGAAAGCUGCAAAGGAAAUUGCUGAAACUGGCGUCGAGACGAAAAUAAUCUGCGCCGAUUUUAGUCGCACUGAAAAGGAGUAUAAAAAAAUAUUCUCAGUCAUUGACGACCUAGAUAUUGGCAUUCUUGUCAAUAAUGUUGGAACAGCUGAAGGAUUCCCGAAUUAUUUUGAGGAGAUGCCUCGAGAUAAAAUGUGGGCUAUAAUGAUGAUAAACAUGUGCGCAGCAGCGUCAAUGACGCAUUUUGUUUUGCACAAAAUGAUAAGGAAACGCAGGGGAAUGAUUGUUAACAUGGUGUCUCUUACUACUUUAGGGGCAACUCCUUUUGCUUCCAUAUACGGAGCAUCAAAAGCUUUCAUGAGGAGUUUCACUGAGGCUUUGAUUUUUGAGUGCAAAGGGACCGGCGUGGAAUUCCAGAUUGUGUGCCCGGGAUUUGUGGACACGGAUAUUGUUGAGAGCAAUGCAAGAUCUUACCUGCCAUCAGUUUUCUUUCCUAAACCAGAAAAUUUUGCUAAGAGUGCGACUGCAACUAUUGGGAAGGUCGUCACAACGACUGGAUGCUUUGCUCAUGAUUUGCAGUUUACAACAGGAGAAUACUUGCCAAGAAGUUGGAGGGCUUGGAUUUGUUCAAAGUUUAUCAAUGUAAAAGAUCGCAAAUGCAAAAAAUAGAAAAAUUACGCUCCACUCUCAAUGGCACCUUAAAAAAAUAUUAUCUCUUGCGAUAAAACUUUGUUCAUUGUUACAAAAAUAUUAUAAUUAACAUAAUUUUGUUCUAAUUAGUGAAAAAAAUGUUGAAGAGUACGAGAUUGGUAUAAAUUGCAUUAUUAUGGUAUUAAUUUUGAUUGAACAUUUUUUAAUUUAAAUGAAUUAAGAAAGAAAUUGUAUUUAAUUAGACUAUUAUUAUAUGAAGUAUUUUUAGGCACGGAUCUUUUAAAGCAAUAAAAUUGCACAGUUUACAUUUCUUCAUCCUUUUAAAACUAUCUCCACACUUCACAGAAUGAACUUGCCUGUUUUCACGCUUUUACGCACCACAAUUGCAAUGGUCUUGUGGCUUUGAAUAAAACAUUAUGAGAACAUCUUGCAUCUGUAGGCAACCAUUUCAUUUUCAAGUCAGUUCAAGUGAAUUGUAAUGGGUAAGUGCUGUAGUCUGGGGCGUUAGUCACUCUUCACUGUUUGUCGGAGAUGGAUCUCUGGGACGUUUAUUCCUUAAUGGCCCUCGUUUUGGUGACCAGAGCUUUGCUGCAUUUUAUGUUCACCUGGGCGAAAAUUCUCUAUUUGCAUUUUCUCUCCAACAUCCUCUUUAGCCAAAGAGACUUAGUAAAAGACUAUGGACUCUGGGCAGUGGUCACUGGCAGCUCUAGUGGAAUUGGAAAGCAUUAUGCAAAAGAGCUUGCAGGGAGAGGCAUAAAUAUCGUUUUAAUUAGCAACGAGGAAGAAAAUCUAAAUAUCACCGCUAAAGAAAUCGAGAAUGAGAGCAACGUAGAGACAAAAUUAAUAUUCGUCGAUUUCAGCCUGGGAGAUGAGGAACACCAAAAAAUUUUCAAAGUCAUAGAAGAACUGGACAUAGGCAUUCUAGUAAAUAACGUGGGAACAGCUGCAGGACUUCCUAACUUGUUUGAAAACAUGACUCGUCAUCAAAUGUGGAGUCUUUUGAUGAUCAAUGUGGGCGCAGCCACCUCCAUGACUCACUUUGUUUUGUCCAAAAUGAAAUCAAAGGGAAAAGGACUCAUUGUUAAUGUAGCUUCAUCUUCCGCAAUGGCACCCACACCCUUUGCAAAUAUUUAUGGAGCCAGCAAGGCUUUUGUGAAACAUUUCUCUGAUGCCCUUAAAUUCGAAUGCAAAGAAACGGGCGUUGAGGUUCAGACGAUUUGCCCUUUCUUUGUGGACACAAAAAUCAUCGAAAGCAGAGCAGGACUCUAUCCAGCAUUUUUCUUUCCAACGCCAGAGGAUUUUUCAAAAAAUGCUGUUUUGACUUUAGGAAAAGUAGGAAGUACCGCAGGUUGCAUGGCCCAUGAUAUCCAGACGGCCUGCGCGGAGCUUUUACCUCGCCGCGUUCUUGUUUGGCUAAGUGCAAAAAGUUUUGAAGUAAAGGACUUUAAAAGCCAAGAGAAAAAACAAGAGUGAUGUAAGCGCUGGUUGCGCAGAUAUAAUAUUAAUCCGUUAAAAAUGAGAACUCAAAAAUUGCUUACAAAAUCAAUGAAACCUUGAAAAUGAAAUUUUUUAAUUGGAAUUCAAUGAUAUAAAUUUAAAAUAAUUUCAUUUAUUGUGCUUGUAGCUUCUAUUGAGAGCCUUAUUAUUUCAUACAAAUAAGAGCGAUUUGUUGUACAUAUUUAAAAUUUAAUAUUAAUA
Molecule: messenger RNA, 2638 nt
Organism: Neocloeon triangulifer
Lineage: Eukaryota; Metazoa; Arthropoda; Insecta; Ephemeroptera; Baetidae
Product: hydroxysteroid dehydrogenase-like protein 1
Exons: 11
Coding region: 35-958 (307 amino acids)
Cellular component (GO): endoplasmic reticulum
Molecular function (GO): oxidoreductase activity
Source: RefSeq, a predicted model, not a curated record